CUCCCCCCGCAUCUGACAGUCCUCUCGGGAGCUGUGCCCCCCCUCCACCAUCUGCUCACGUGAUUCCCACAAUCCUCCUCAGCAUCACGGCAGCCAUCUUGGUCAACACCCUCCCAUUUGCAGCGCAUGCAGCCAAUCCGGUGAAUGCCAGCAGCUGGGCUGUGAGGGAGGGACUGAGAGAGAGAAAAGAGACAUCUCUGAUUAUAGCUGCGCUGAGGCUCACACGGCAUCUCAAACCCCUGGCUGUGCUGAGCCAGAGAGCACUGAAGCCUUUAUUCACACGGAGGAUUUUAGCGGUCACUGCUUAUUCACAAGGCACGGACAUUGAGCCCCAGGAGAAUAGCAUCCCUUCAGUCAGGUUUGCCCUGGACUGCUUGUUUGUUUCCCCCCUUCCUUCCUCCCUUCUUUGUUUCCCUUGACUCUCUCUUUCCUUCUUUCUUUGUGCUGGAGAAGAUUCUUGCUUGGAUUGGUUUAAAAACAAAAAUCGUCAUUAUUGCUAUUCACUGCUCCUGACUCUUCCCUGAAGGCCACCAUCGUAAGCAUUGUUGUUGUCGUCGCAGCAGCUAUCAGCUGAGUCACCAUGUCUGAUCUGACGCCCCAGAGCGAGGCCCCCACCCCCACUACUGACAAGAUCACACAGGCUGCUAGAGAGACCAUCUACCUAUGUAACUUCCGCGUGUCGGUGGAUGGCGAAUGGCUGUGCCUGCGCGAGCUCAACGACAUCUCGCUAACGCCAGAUCCCGAGCCAGCUCAUGAAGAUCCCAAGGACCCCAUUGCCAUCGAGAGGCUUAACCUGAUGAAUAUGGCCAAGCUGAGCAUCAAGGGCUUGAUCGAGUCUGCACUGAACCUGGGCCGCACACUGGACUCCGACUAUGCCCCACUGCAGCAGUUUUUUGUCGUGAUGGAGCACUGCCUGAAACAUGGGCUGAAAAGUAAGAAGACUUUCCUUGGUCAAAAUAAGUCUUUUUGGGGUCCUUUGGAGCUUGUGGAAAAGUUGACUCCAGAGGCUGGUGAGAUCACAGCCAGCGUCAAAGACCUUCCUGGGCUCAAAACCCCUUUAGGAAGAGGCAGAGCCUGGCUUCGUCUGGCUUUGAUGCAAAAGAAGCUCUCAGACUACAUGAAGACCAUCAUCAACCGAAAGGACCUUCUCAGUGAAUUCUAUGAGCCCAAUGCUCUUAUGAUGGAGGAGGAAGGAGCUGUGAUCGCUGGGCUGUUAGUGGGCCUGAAUGUCAUUGAUGCUAAUUUGUGCAUGAAGGGAGAAGAUUUAGACUCACAGGUUGGAGUCAUAGAUUUUUCAAUGUAUCUGAAAGACGGUGCGCACGGCAGCAAAAGCACAGAGGGUGAUGGGCAAAUCACAGCUAUUCUUGACCAGAAGAAUUAUGUUGAGGAGCUGAACAGACAUUUAAGUGCGUCGGUGAAUAACUUGCAAGCCAAAGUGGAUGCGCUGGAAAAAUCCAACACAAAACUCACAGAGGAGCUUGCUGUGGCAAACAACAGGAUCAUCACUCUGCAGGAGGAGCUGGAGAGGGUGAAGGAGGAAGACUCUUACUUAGUGGAGACUGGUCGCAAGGCACCUAGGGCAGAUGGUACUGCAAACGGUCAAGUGCUUGGGGAAACUCGCAAACAGCUCAAAGAGGAAACUCAGCUCAGACUGGAUGUCGAGAAGGAGCUGGAGGUGCAGAUAGGGAUGAAGCAAGAGAUGGAGCUGUCCAUGAAGAUGCUAGAGAAGGACAUCUGUGAAAAACACGAUGCUUUGGUGGAGCUCCGACAGCAGUUAGAUGAAAUGCGUGUACUCAACCAUGAGCUCUCCGUUAAGUCACAGAGCUCAGAGGCCAGCGGGAAACAGAAGAGUGACAUCAUCAGCCGCUUGGAGGAGAAAACAAACCAGAUGGGGAGCACUAUUAAACAGCUGGAGAGCAGAUGUAAGAAGGCGGAGCGAGAGCGGGACCUGGCUGAUGAGGCCAACCGACUCUUCAAGCAGGAGUUUGGAGACAAGAUUGGGAGUCUGCAGGAAGAGGUGGAGCAGUUACGGAAACAGAGAUUGCUUUUGGAACAGGAGCUCAGGAAAUGGAGGGAGCAGCAUCCUGGAGGACACAUGUCUGAAGCUCUUCUAGGAAACACGCCGCCUCAGAGAGACAUGAGACAACAUGUGGAGGACAUUAGAAGGGAGUUAGAGUCUGUCAAAAAAGAAAACGAUAUAUUGCGUACUGCACUUGAGGAAAAGUCAAGUCUAAGUUCCAGUUUUGAGGUUAUGUGAGAACUGCAUGGCAAAUGAACUCCCUCUGCCCUCCUCCAUCAACCCUGAACACCUGUGAUGCCUGCUACGCUCAGUUAAUGCAGCAGUACGCAUCCUCCCCACCCUGAGGGGGCGCUCAUCUCUGCUAUUCUGGCAGUAGAUUCAACGGGUUAUCUUAGAUCAGCAUUUCAGUUUAGUAACAUAUCUGUUAUUUUGCUAGUGUACAACAUUUGCCAAAAAGGGAUGAUUUUUACAAGUUCUUUGUUGAAAAAGUUUUUCUCAAUGUCAUAUAAUUCUUGAGGAUGAGUGAAGCUGUCCACCAAGUGGAUUUAUGAGGUUCUAGUACUUAACUGUAUCAGUGCCAUUCAAUAUUGCAAGCAGAAAGAUACCAUGAGUCCAUUAAGAUAGCAUUAAUAACAUAAGUCAUCUUUUAAAUAAUAUAUAUAUAUAUAUAUAUUAAAAGACUGUAGACAGGAUUGUGUCAGCUUUUUGAAAAUUAUGGCACUAAACAAGGCACAUACACUAAAAUUUUAAACAUUUGAGUCAUAAUUCAUAAAUGAUGCAAAAAAAAAAAAAGAUUCAGUUCAGACAAACCUGCAUAUUAUGGAGCUCGUCACAGAGAAGACUUUAAUAACCCUACAAUACUGAAAGUAUGUAAAGAGAUAAAAAGGUAGUUUUAUGCCUGUGUAAUGUAUUUUAUUCUUACUAUCUGAAGAAUAAAAUUGUAUUAUAAUUUGGA
Molecule: messenger RNA, 2975 nt
Organism: Carassius auratus (goldfish)
Lineage: Eukaryota; Metazoa; Chordata; Actinopteri; Cypriniformes; Cyprinidae
Product: protein RUFY3-like
Exons: 16
Coding region: 581-2257 (558 amino acids)
Biological process (GO): regulation of axonogenesis
Cellular component (GO): cytoplasm
Source: RefSeq, a predicted model, not a curated record